Messenger RNA from Macroventuria anomochaeta, 3936 nucleotides. RefSeq lists its product as uncharacterized. Gene Ontology annotation, cellular component: cytoplasm. The record is from RefSeq and is a predicted model, not a curated record. Bases 1 to 3936 code for a protein of 1311 amino acids. Lineage: Eukaryota; Fungi; Ascomycota; Dothideomycetes; Pleosporales; Didymellaceae. The transcript is spliced from 4 exons. Gene Ontology annotation, biological process: signal transduction; protein phosphorylation. Gene Ontology annotation, molecular function: protein kinase activity; ATP binding.
AUGCCCCAAGCGCCGGCAGCAGAGAAUGGGGGAACGAGUCGCGAUCGAAGCAGACAGAGGGCAAGGACAGAAGUUGGCGCAAACAGGAGCAUGUUGAAUCGUCUGGGCUUCAAUAAGAUUGGCAGCUGGCUGAAGCGUGACGAUGAUGAGCCGUCAUCUCCAACGAAGAGUAGGCCUGAAAGCGCAGGGAACAAAGAGAAUGAUAGGCCACAGUCAAGCGGAGGGCUUCUUCACAGAAGAGGCAGCAGGAAGGUCGUGCCAGGGCUGCCGCGACCGCUAACAUUCAAGCGCAUGCAGAGUGAGAUGAGGGAGAAGUUACUCGAGGUGCCGCCUGAGCCUGAGCAGAGACGCGCUACAUCUGCAGACCGCAAGCCCUCAAUCGUUCCGAAACGCAACCUCUCGCCCCCGCCCAUAUCCAUACCGUCCGUAUCAGCGCCUGACGUCUUGAGUCCUCACGAGAGCGACAUUCAUAAGCAAGAGCAAGGGAAGGAGCAACAAGAGCAGGAACCUACAAUUGGCGGCGGGGCAGACUCAAACAUACCUGCAGGGGCAAGACAGGUUGACUAUAGCAUCGAGAACCUUUCACAGCCCGAGACUGCAAGCAGCUCAUUGCCCAUCGAGCUGGAGGAUACAUACCACGAACAUGCGUCGCACCACUCGGUCUCUGAUGUUGAUGAUGUACGGUUGCAAGAAGAGCUGGAAGCAAAGUGGAUACUGAACCUCAGUAUGCACUUCAGGGAUAUGUCGGACCGGGAGAAAUUCUUCGUCACUUUUGCAGAAGAGCGCAACAAGUGGAGAAGAGUCACGGUCUCGUGCGAUUACCGCCACCUCGAGCCGGACUCUCUGGAGUCAGAUCUGAAGUCAUUACACUAUCAACGAGAUAAGAGUGCCAGGAUCUACGAAGCGAUACGUGACUCGCUGGCAGACAUACAGUUCUACGACACCGUAACAAACCUGAAGCUCGAAACAUCUGAUGGCCGCCUACACGUCCACGUCACUGAAGAUGUCAACGAGAUCAUACCGUACCCUGGGAUCUCUGCAAUCAGUCAUCUUGAAUAUCAGUGCUUCAAAGAGCAGGACGUUGACUUUGACUCGCACAUCUCCGGGUUCGUGUACAAGGUUGGUGUCAAGAACCGGACGUACAUAAAGAAAGAGAUUCCUGGGCCAGAUGCUGUGGAAGAGUUCCUCUACGAGAUAAACGCCCUCAGCAGCCUUCAGGACUCAAACUCAGUCAUUCAGUUUGAGGGCGUCAUCGUUGACGAGACCGGCGAGCUGAUCAAAGGAUUGCUAAUCAGCUAUGCACGGGAAGGUGCUCUCGUCGACAUGAUAUAUGACUUCAAGCAUCAACUACAAUGGGAGCGUCGCGAGAAGUGGGCUCGUCAGAUAGUUGAAGGACUCUCGGAGAUACACGAAGCUGGAUUUGUACAGGGCGACUUUACCUUAUCGAACAUCGUUAUCGACGCAAAUGACGACGCAAAAAUUAUCGACAUUAAUCGCAGAGGCUGUCCGGUGGGAUGGGAGCCACCUGAGCUAGCAAGGCUCAUCGAGAGCGGCCAAAGGAUCUCGAUCUACAUAGGUGUCAAGUCAGAUCUCUUUCAGCUGGGCAUGGUAUUAUGGGCACUGGCGGAGCAGCAAGACGAACCAGAGCGCCAGGAAAGACCACUUGCCGAUACGCUAAAGCGAUCGUCCGGCAUUCCGGAAUACUUCAAAGACAUUGUCAAAGCAUGUCUUAGUGAGAGACCACGCGACCGCUUGUCGGCAAAAGACUUGCUGAAGAGAUUCCCGGAACCUGUUGAGGUAGACCAUUUCAGACCAAGAAUUGCCCUCAGAGACAGUCUCUCGUCGCACAGAAGUGACAAGGAGUACAUCGACCCAAAGAUGGCCGUUGACCACGGCGAUGUCUCGCAGCACCGCCGGCACUCAUAUUCGAAGUCGUCUUUCGAGAAGGUCAAUAUGCCGUCAACGGAGUACGUGCCUUCAGCUGGAUCUUACAUUUUGCCAAACACUGAGGGCGGGCGUGGCCGAUCCCCGGAUCACAGAAGAAACAGGAGCAGAAACCGACAAAGCGACUACUCACCUUACCCGGGCCAUCGCUCCAUUAUGUCUCUCGAUGACUCUGAGCUGGACAAUGAUCUGGCAAGCCUACCAGCGAGUCGCGAAACAAGAUGGGAACAAGUGUACGUCGAUGGUGAUACGAAGCUCGUUCAGCGCGGUGGAGGUGAAGCCAGCAUGCGUGACUUUGACAGUCAAGAUACGAAGGAAGUCUACAUUACGCCUGGAACCUUGGACAACUCUUUUGUGGGUAGCAAGUCAGACGACCACACUCCACUCAAUCUUUCCACAAUCGCCGACGUACCGCAAUUGCCCUUGCAACUGACACCUCAAUACGGUCAGAACGUUGACCACGACCGUACAAUAGCGAACAAAGCUUCGUUCAGUGAUCGCGUGCAUCAGCUGGCUCAGACACAAAAUGAGGAAGCACCACCUAAGCAGAAUCGAGACGAGCGCGACACUCAUCAUCAAGCUCCUGAUACGACUUUCCUCACCGAGCUUGAGCAUGAGUUUGAAUACGACUCAGCACCGAGCUCGCUUGCGCCGUCUCGUGUCGGUACUGGCUUCUCCAUAUUCGACCGCCCAGAGCGCAACUAUAGGGUGGGAACUGGCUUUACUACCUUCUCGGCCGCCACAAACUUCAAUUCUCCACUUCAUCAAGAUACAGGCUUUGCUGAGCCUCUGAGAGAGUCAUACGAAAGCGAGCGGAUACGCAAAAGCCUUGAUGAGAGUAUGCGAGACAUCAAGACAGCAACGAUAGAAGAGCAGAGGAUUAACGAGAAGCUGUGGGAACCGAAAGAAGACAGAGCGCUUGGCUUCGGUGAAGGUGUUCGAGGACACGAACUCGAGCUGCGGAACGAAGAUCUAUACGCUUUGCAGUCUACCACAACAGCAGACCCUGCUACGAACCGACAGACCUCAGCUUUGACAGGAGUCAAUGCAGCACUCCCUAUUGAUGGGAAGGACACACGCCACCUACAUCCAACACAAGACAAGUCGUUGGAAGAGAGGACAUCCAACACAACAAUUCGCCUACCCACCCUCCCUCACCCGGCUCAAGUCUCCCUUCACAACACACAAAACAUAUCGAACGCAGCAACACACGAUACAUAUGCUGCAUCACAACCACACCACGACACCAAGGCGGUUUUCGAACCGCCCGCUACACCCCAGUACGAGCACGACUAUUUCCAGCGCUCACGUACAAAUUCUGACCUCAACAACAAGAGAUCAAAAGAUCUAGAUGAUUAUCUAAACAGUGAGAUAGAGUAUUUUCACAAAUGUGCACUUUGUUUGGUGGUUCAUAUUUGGGUUUUGACACGAGCAUUGAUGGGAUGGCGUAUGGAAUUUGUAGUGACGGAUUUGAUGGUAUCAUUACCAUUUGUUGUGCACACGACAUGUCCAUGUUUGCAGUUCUUGAAGCGCUGUUUCAGGCGUAGCAAUGUCGAGAUAAACUACGGGUUGAGUAGGUUCAUCUGUGCCGCAAAUGCGAGGAUGACUCAACUGCAGGGCAGAAGCCACAUGCCAAAAAGCGUCAAUUACGGAAAGGACGACGUGGGGUGCAUGCAACAUUAUCCCGUCCCCACUGGCAUGCCUCCGCCAAGAGUCACAUUUGCUGAUACCGGUUCGCCCCACGUCACCAACAAGGCUCCACUUUCCACAAGUAACACGCAUGGCAACCGCAAGGAGAGCGUGAGAUUUGCUGAGUCAAACUCAUCCUUGAAUGGCUCUGACAAGCUGGAAGCUAGCGGCGAAGAUUCAGAAUGGGAAGACUCGGACGAUGAGAGCUCACCAGAUACUGCCGAACAUGCUGUUCGUGGUCUCCCACGGACCUCGAAGCAUCUCAGGCUAGCUGGGCGCACGCUUUCUUCAGAUCAAUUCUGA